Phanerochaete carnosa HHB-10118-sp is the source of this 1815-nucleotide messenger RNA. RefSeq lists its product as uncharacterized. The transcript has 8 exons. The record is from RefSeq and is a predicted model, not a curated record. Lineage: Eukaryota; Fungi; Basidiomycota; Agaricomycetes; Polyporales; Phanerochaetaceae. Gene Ontology annotation, molecular function: aspartic-type endopeptidase activity. The coding region runs from base 39 to 1718 and encodes 559 amino acids. Gene Ontology annotation, biological process: proteolysis.
CGACGAUACCCCCAACGUACGGUUCGAAGACGCAGCUCAUGACUUUUUGGAUUCUGGUCCUCAACCUGUUCUUCUUCUUGUCUCAUGUUCUUGCGCUCGGAAGCGGUACUCGCCAAGGCCUACAUCUACCGCUGAUCAGGAAAGAAGUCCGGCGUGGGGGGUUGCAAAAGCGCGCGGGAAAUGCGAGCAUCGGCUUAGGCGACUUCCUGGACGUAACGUAUAAUGUACUCGUGCAAGUCGGAGGAGUCGAAACGCCGUUGGUACUAGAUACCGGCUCUGCAGACCUCUGGGUCAUCUCGGACACCUGCGUUGGCAACUGCACCUCUACAGUUCCACUCUAUUCACAGACUACCUUCCAACCAUCUGGCCUGACUGUUCAGCUACUCUAUGGCGACUCUAGUACUGGUACGCAAGCGUCUGGGCCUAUCGGUAAAGACACUGCAGGCAUCGCUGGACUAUCUUUGCAAGACCAAUAUUUUGCUGCUGUCGUUAACACAAACACUACUGUUCUGGAGACUGGUUCUGCCGGAAUUCUGGGACUUGGGUUCCCCGCGAUCAGCGUGGUGUGGCGACAAUUAAUCCAAGCACAGAUGAACGGCGUGCCUAUAGCAAAGAGCAAGCGAGUCCUAACAGACCUCAAUUAUCGCCGCCCAUCCUUCCCAUCCUUCGACUUCAUGCUCAGCCCCGUCCCGCCCCAAGCGCACGCGAAAAGGCAGAACUCAACCGUGUUGUCGUCUCCAGAGUUCAUCGAAUCCUUUGCCACACUGGGUCCGCUGUUCGCACGCCUCAUCAGCCAGCAUGCGCUGGCGCAGCCGAUGUUUGCAACGACGCUCCAGCGCGACUCAAUCGACAUCGGCGGGAACAUUGGACAGCUGUCCAUAGGUGAACUACCUUCUGGUAUACAAUCGGACAGCUUGACAUGGGUACCGCUUCGCGCAUAUACGCCGGCAGAGCAUGGUCUACCUCCCUCCACUGCUGCGCCAAACGAGGUCUACCCACUCGUCUGGGAGAUUGCUGUUGAUGACGUCUUCUUUGACGGCGAGAAGCUUGCGCGCUCUGCGCUGUCCUCACCAUCGAUCACCCUUUCGGCCCUGGUCGACACGGGUAACUCGCUUAUCCGCGGACCUCAGGAUGUCAUCACAUCGAUCUUUAGCUCGAUCGGCGGCGAGUCCUUUGACUGCUCAGAUCCGCACAACUUGACGUUCCUGAUUGGCGGCAAGCCCUUCACUGUCGACCCGCGGGACUUCAUCCGCCAGACCACCUCAGACUCCGACGAACCUGCGUGCACCGCGAACCUCGCCGUCACUGAUCCGCCCAGCACGGACGGGUUCCUGUACAGCUGGAGCUUGGGCGAUCCGUUCUUGAAGUCCGUCCUCGCCGCCUUCUACUAUGGCAACCUCACGAAUCCGUCCCAAGAUCCGCCGCGGAUCGGUCUGCUUUCUACCGUCCCCAGCGAUGGCGGCGAGCAGCUGAAAGAGGCCAUCUCGGCCGCCGAGGCUGCCCAUGCCCCUCUAACCGCCACGUCCGAUCCCGCGCCAUCCGGUACAUACGUCGCCUUGACGACGGGCGUCGGUGGCGUGCCACAGGCCACCGCUAUGCCGUUCAGUAACACGGACACGGACACGCCGGCAAACUCUGGGCGAGCUGUGCAUGGCACUGUUUCUACGACGUUGUCGCUAGCGCUUGGUCUGUUAGCAGCAACGCUGACAUUCUUUUGAUUUGAACAUUGAAGAGUCGCGAUCGAGCAUGUUUAUUGGACUCAUAGCUGUGUAUCAAGGUAGUGUAGCUUUGUACGGUAAUCGUAAUGAUCGUGAA